AUGGAUUUACUUGGCUCAGGAAUUGCAAGCACACGCACCCAGCUAUCAUUUUUCGCGUUGAACGCUCAAACUCCAACUUUCUUUCGGAUUUGCGGCGGACAUUCGCGAUCCAUUUUCGAGCGUUCGAAUGAAACCAAAUAUGUCAAGCGUCUGAGAGACCGCGUGUGGAUCGUCGGGUUACCUGAUUUGGAGGACUCAUUGUUCAUCGUUCAUUAA
Messenger RNA from Acaulospora morrowiae, 216 nucleotides. Lineage: Eukaryota; Fungi; Glomeromycota; Glomeromycetes; Diversisporales; Acaulosporaceae. The record is from the annotation of a GenBank genome assembly.